This is a messenger RNA of Paramecium octaurelia, 1274 nucleotides long. The record is from the annotation of a GenBank genome assembly. Lineage: Eukaryota; Ciliophora; Oligohymenophorea; Peniculida; Parameciidae.
AUGAGUUAUCCUAAUAUUUAAGAGUUUUUGGAAGAUUUUGAAAAGGAGAAUGAAUUAUUAGGAAAAGGAACGUAUGGUGAAGUGUAUAAAAUGAAGACGAAAAGGAUCAUCAAUCCUGAAUUAGAGAAGGUAUAGGAAGGAUAAGAGGGGUUUAAUGGGUAGUAGUAUGCAGUUAAAAUGAUGGAUGCUAAGACGGAAAAAUCAUUUUCAACAAUAUAGAAAGAAUUUCUGAUAUUGAAGAGUUUGCCAAAAUCGCAUCCGAACAUCAUUAGACUUUACAAGGUAAUAAUUAGAUCAGAUAAAUAGAGUUAUGCGUGGGCGAAUUAGAUCACAAAAACUUAUACAUUGGUUUUGGUAAUGGAGUUAGCCGACAAAAGUUUAAUGAAGGAGAUUGAAGAGAGGAUACAAGCUAAGAAAUAUUUUUCUGAUGAUUAAUUGCAUAAUUUCUUCUUGCAAUGUAUUUAAACUUUGAAUGACAUUAAACUGCAUUCCAAUAUUUAUCAUAGGUAAUUGAUUAAUCAAAAAUAGAGAUAUAAAGCCUGAAAACAUUCUUUUAAAUAAGGAAUAACAACUGCUAAUUUCUGACUUUGGGGUUUCUCGUAAACUCAUGAAGGAGAAGCUACCAACAAUCAAUGGUACUUUGGUUGGAACUCCUGCUUAUUUAUCUCCCAUUUUAUGGAAGGCAUUUGAAGAGGGCUAAUUUUAGGUUUCGAAAAUUAAUAAAAUAACUCAUAAUGUAGAAAAAUCUGAUGUUUAUUCAUUGGGUGUUACUCUAUUAUAGACAACCCUGUUGUUGAAUACAGAGAUUCAAAAAUUAAAUUCUGUAAAUUUACAUAAUUGAUCUAGGGAGAACAAGGAGAGCAAACAACAAGAGAAUUAUUGAGGAAUGUCUAAAAUCAAAGAAUUAAGUUCAUCCUAAUGAGGAUGUUGGAUCACGAUGAAAAAUAAAGGGCAUCUUAUAAUGAGUUACUUUAAUUAUUAAAUGAAAACAUCCCUAAGCAAGUUGCUUAAAAUAAGAAACCCAUCUUUUCAUAUGUUGAACCUAAAUUGGGAAUCAAGGAACAAUUUAGCUUAUAAGCCAAAAUAACAUUCGAAAAUAAUUGUAAAUAAGAUUUGCAUUAAAAUCAAUAAAGUACAUAGCAAAUAGAUCCUUAGACAGACUUUGAGACUGUUAGUUAGGGUUAAAUGAAUCAAUAGAAGUAAAUUGAAAACAAAAUGAAGGAUGAAUGAAAUUUAUUGCAUAUCUAUUUAAAUAAAAAUUGGCAUAACUGAGC